AUGAGUUCAUCCCAAACACCAUCAUCACAACAAGGAGGUGAGUCAUCCAAUCCACCUUCAAGUAGCAGCAGCAGUGGUAUCAAUCAAUACAAUACUUCUCAAGCUACAGGAGGUUCCUCGUCAUCUUAUUAUGGUCGGGGUAGUGGUAGUAGCGGUGGUGGUGGAAAUACUUCAGCCUCUUCUCAUCAUUCAUAUAAUAAUAAUUAUAAUUAUUAUUCUAGGUCUUCCGGUGGUAGUAGUAGUGGAGGUUAUAAUUAUAAUCGCUCUGGAAAUUAUUACAAUAAUAGUGGACAUUAUUCACAAAGUCAACAACCUUCUUCGACAUCAUCAUCGUCAUCGACGAGUGGUAAUACCAACCCAAAUUCUGCAAAUCCACAACCACCUCCACCUACAAGUGGUAGUGAUAAUUCUACAAUGUCUACAUCGGCAACAAAUGUGACUGCCGCAACAGGAGCCUCUUCAUCAUCUAUGAGUCAGGAUGGAGGAAAUUCUCAAUCAUCCUAUCAUCAGUAUGGUAAUUAUAGAAGAUUUGGAAAUGAUCAACAACAAAUGUAUUCGGGAAGAGAUUAUUAUUAUAGAAGAGAUGCAGGAUAUGAUCAAUAUAGAACAGAUGACAUGUCAUAUAAUAGAUCCUACUAUCAACAAAACUAUCAAAGAAAGAAUUUUUCCUCUCCAAGUGGUUACAAUAACAAGUAUUAUUACAAUACCACAAGUCCAUAUACAAGCUAUCAUGCAAGUAGCAAUCCAACUGCAGCAGCUGCUGCAUUAGCUUCUAGGCAAUCCAGCGAACAGUCCAAGUCACAAACCAACACUUCAACAUCAACUACUACCAGUAACGAGACUACCCCAAGCAAAAAUUCAACAGUAUCAAAUGCAACAAAUGUAACAACAACAACAGUGGAUUCUACCAAUCCUCCCCAACAAACCACAACAACACCUCCACCACCAACUGUUAGCAAUAGUAAUGCUAUGAGUAGUGGCAACACUUCAGUGCCAUCCACACCAACCAAGUCUGUCACAAAUGCAACAGACCAGCAGCCAGUUACACCUUCGGAAAAGAGCUAUUCAUCACAUUAUCACGAUGUUAAUUCAUAUGGAUCUCAUUACGAUCCAAAUUUAAUGCAAGAUGACAUGUACAAGUACGAUCAUGAUUACUAUGGAUACGAUAGAAGAUAUAAUUAUCAAAUGAGAGGAAGAGAUUAUUACGAUCACAGAGGAACUUAUCAAACUGAUCCAAACUAUAGGUACGCAUCACCAAAGGAUGCCUAUGCCUACAAUUCAGCAACAGGUUAUGACCAUCGUUCUUCCACAAGUGGUGUUAAUACUUCUUCUUCACAAGUUUCCUCUUCGACUGGUACUCCAACCAGUGCAACAAGUGUUGAUAAGGCAUCUUUUUGGAACAAUCCUCAAUAUAAUAGAGAUAAUUAUUACUACAAGCAACAACAGCCAUACCAAGGAGCAUAUAGUACACAAUCAACAACCAAUGCUUCAUAUAGCACCCCUCCAAGACAAAAUCUUCAAGUUGACACCAGAUUCAAUAAUGCCAACUAUAAUAAGGCCAAUGCAUCAGCUUCCACACCUAUUUCUACACCUUCCAAAUUGUCUUCAACAGCUGGAAAUUUCUCUACUCAACCUUCAACACCAACUAGUGCCUUAUCUAAUCGACCAACAACAACGCCAAUAAGUGCUAACACUGUUGCUUACGUAAACCAAUCAGUUUUUCCAACUAACAGCCAACCUGUUGAGCAGCAACAACCUCCAAUGUGGGAUUAUAAUGAUUAUAUGGGAACUUUUAAAUAUUAUGAUAGUCAAACUCAAAAACAUAUUAUUCGUGUAAGUGAGGGAGACAAUGAAUUGGAUAUGAUUAAUGAAAGCUUGGAGAGAAUAAGGGAGGAAAAGAGACAACUCUAUGAGAAAUAUCUUGCCUCACAAAAGAGGGUUUUGGAAACUGACUAUAAUUUAAUGUUGGCUGAGCUUGAUGUCAUUGUCUCCAGCACAUCAACUAUGGACACCACCCCAGAAACAGUCACUCCUCCAAUUUCUGAAACUAGUUUCUCUACUACUACUACUUCUUUAGAUAUUACAUCCCCACAAACACAACUCGAUACAAGUGCCAUGCAAAUUUCAGUAUAG
Molecule: messenger RNA, 2133 nt
Organism: Naegleria gruberi
Lineage: Eukaryota; Heterolobosea; Eutetramitea; Acrasida; Naegleriidae
Exons: 1
Coding region: 1-2133 (710 amino acids)
Source: RefSeq, a predicted model, not a curated record